UGCAAAGCACAAUAAUAAUACUUCGAAGUAUUACCAGCUCGACAUGCACAAGCAUCCAGUACUCCUGACGUUGUCAAUUAGCUCCAUCUAGAGAUUUAGCCACGGUGAAGUUGGAUCGUCAUGACGACUCCUCAUGCUGGUCAGGCCAUAUAUGCCUAGUCAUCAAGGACGGGUGGCGUGAUGUCACCACGAAUACCAUCAUUUCAACUUGAACCAAUUUCGGCCCUGGCCCACAAGAGGGUACUGUGACGGCGCAGUCGGCGCGGGCAGUUCCUUGGUUGUCUGGUAGAACAACAUGGCCUCCUGGAACUGCGCCAGUCGUUCGUACUUGUCGCCGCGCUUCCAUCGUUCCGCAGCUUCCAUGAACACGUCGAACAUGGCGGUCUCGGGCUCUUCGUGCGUUGCGGGCAUCUUGACAAAACCGUCCAGAUUUCGCUUCCUUGAGAAACUUCGCUUGGCCGACGCAGCGACCUCAACGUCGUGCUGGACGCGCACGCGGUCGACUUCCUCAGACACGUCCAAAUGUUGGUCGGGCUUGAUGAGAGGGUUAUGUCGUUGCUGAAACAUGUACACGGUGGGAGGCGGGCGGGGCGCAGAAUACUCCAUGUGGUUCUGCAUUGUCAAACGUUGCUUGGGGCAGAUGGGGUACACGCCUUCAUGCACGUCAAGCUGAUGCACCACGAGCAACUCGUUGCUGGGAAACUGAAGGCGACAGCGCUUGGAACCAUUCAGCAUGGGACAUUCAAAUGUAUCAGGAAGUUCAGUCAUGCGAGGCCGGGCGUAGAUGCACCGAGGACACUUGCACCUCCACUCCGUGACGCGUUGUUCCAGCCAUGUGACGGUUGCCGACUCCUCCUCCUGCUGGUCAGCUGUCUGCGAUUCCACUCCUGUGAUUGAUAGCUCUGUCUCGUCCUCAACCGACGCCUGUGCGGCAGCCACGUCCGCGUCGCUGUUGUUGUCGUUGUCGAAUUCCAUUUUGUGCUCGAAUUAUUUUUUGAAGUUGUGAGUGAUUUCAUUGGUCAAUAGCGCGCCAUUCCCACAAUCAGCAUGCCCAAGAAGGAGGCUACCGCGGCGGCGGCACCCACAGCCGAUCCAGCCUCGAAUGAACAUGGGCUUCAGUUCACAGCUACAUCCUCCAGCUUCUCGUCGGAGCAUCUCCCUGGCGCGCCUAUCCUGCCAGGUUGCGUGCACUGGUCGGCGGACUGCAAGCUAGCGUGCGUCACGGACGAGAACAUCAUGAUAUCAACGUACUUGAACAAGGACCUCAGUCGGUUUUUGCUGCAUCCACCCUUCCUCACACGCUACUUUCUUCCGCUGCCUGCCAAGGACACGAACGUUCCGGAGCCACCGACGCUGGACGGCGUGCAUGAGGACGGACUGGAUGCGCACGGCACCACGACCUAUCGCAUCCUAAACGAGCAGGCAAGGAAACAAUCAUCGAAUCCACGGGAAAUCUCCCUGACCAAAGGCGAGGCCAGCAUGACGUUCACCGCGGCGGUGUGGGGUCCUCGAGGUUGGUACCUACCUGUCCAUUCCAUCGUUCAAUGUCAUUCUCAUGUGGUCACCUACCUGUAGGCUCUGCGCCCAACAUGUCGUGUGCCAUCGCGACCUUGACGUCCAGCGGACAGGUGGGCGUGUACUACCCAUCCACAUUGGACUUGCAAUGGAAGGAAGUGGUGUCAGUGUCGAGUCUCUUGAAGCGCCACGUAGCCGCCAACUCGUGGUCGCACGUCACCGCGGCCAUCGAGGCGCACAACGCGACAGACUUGCUCUUCACAGUGCCGUUGCCGCGCUUUCCCCAGCAGCAAAAGAACAAAGCCAGCAUCAACGCCGCGUUCGACGCCAAGCGACAGAAACUGUCCGCGUCGUUCGUCGACAAGGUGGAACUGCAGUCGGUUACCACGUUGGCGUGGUCCACUGCAACCUACGACCCGACGACGGGAGCCAGCAUGUCUUACGUGGCGCUCUGUGGGAAGAGACUCUCGACGGUGUGGCGGUACGAGCACAACUACGCUGGGACCGACGGGUUGUUCACAUCCCGUUUGGAUGAAUCGCCGGUGGCCACGGCCGUGACGGGCGUGUAUGGCUGGCCCACAUGCAGCGCUUGGAUGCUCAUGGAAACCGACGCGAUCGUCGUCGGCACAUCGAGCGGAAACGUCCUCAUGAUGCGCUUGACCCGCCAAGAGGGCAGCGGCGGCAGGAUGGCGCUGGAGGUGGAGCGCGUACUGCGGACGCCGCAGUUGCAGCCAGUGUACGCGCUUCACUACUCACUCAGUCGCGUCUGUGUGGCAGCUGGCAACACGAUCACCGUGUGGCCAAUUGGAGGGGAUGAAGGGGCUCCGCUGACGUGGCAGGCCCACAGCCACAACAUUUCAUGCCUGGACGUGGAUCACUGUGACGACCACGUGCUCUUCUCAAGCUCAUCCGACGGAUGUGUCAAGUGCUGGGACGUUCGAACUGGCGACGCCAUUCCCAUUGACUACUUGCCAGCCAACAAUUACCCGAUUUACGGCAUGGCGUUGUCUCCAAACUCGGUGCAACUGGCCGUCGGCUACGUCUGCCCUCCUGCUGCCAAACCCUCCCGAAUCACCCAAGCGGACACGACGUAUGCGAGGCUGUCGAGCGGCCUAGAGUUUUUUGCCGCCCCAAAUGCCCGCAACGCGACUUUGCUGGCAAACUCACUCGAAGCGCACUCAAGCAUCGACUCGCUUGGUGAUAUCCUCUCGUACUGCCAUGCCGAACUCUCGACAUUCCACGCCAAGCGAGCCGAAGAUGGCGGCAGCGUGUGGUCGGCCGCGGAUGCUAAAGCCUCCAACGAUGACAACGACUUGGGGCAACCGCUGUAUCACUCGUUUUGCUCGAUUCUGGAAGCCAAAUACACCGACCAAUGUCAAGCCGCGGCCUUGUCGUCGGACCCGCCGCCGCCUCCCAUGUACCUGCAAGUGGCGUACCAAGUCGUGGUCAACAUGCCAGGAACGUCGUCGGCCAAGGAAGCAGACGCGGCGAGGCUGCAGCAACGGAUCAUGGCCUACUGGUGUGACAGUGUCCUGCGAUGUCGAGCUAGUACAACCGUCCAUCAGUCGAGGCGCCACACUGGAAAGGCGGCAUUGUCUACGCUGCUCAUGGCCGAUUUUUUGGGCCUCGUGAGUAUUUCACCGGCGAAUCCCCAUCUCGCGGCGUUGGUGACAUCCGUGUACGCUACGUAUGGCACUGCCGGCGACAAGAAGCGCUCGGUGGCAGAAGCACGUCCAGAAGACCUGCCAGUCCGAGAAACCUGUGGCCUGUGCGCGGCGCCCGUGCCGCUCACCGCCCGCGUGUUGGAACCAGUGUGUGAUAAUGGACAUGCAUUGGAGCGAUGCUUUCGCACGCUUGUCGUAAUCGACAGCGCCGCCGCCGUGUUGUGGAAGUGUAUGGUGUGUGAAGCAUUUGCAACCGGACGUGACAAGGAUGACAACGACGAUGAUGGCAAUGGUCAGCCCCAACUUCCCGUGCUCGUGUGUCGACUCUGUGGAAGUUAUUGCCAACGCAUCGAGUAUUAAAACCAAAAUAACCCAAAUUUGGACAUUUGACCUCA
Aphanomyces astaci is the source of this 3574-nucleotide messenger RNA. RefSeq lists its product as hypothetical. Gene Ontology annotation, cellular component: transcription factor TFIIIC complex. The record is from RefSeq and is a predicted model, not a curated record. The transcript is spliced from 3 exons. Gene Ontology annotation, molecular function: protein binding; histone acetyltransferase activity. Bases 1545 to 3539 code for a protein of 664 amino acids. Gene Ontology annotation, biological process: transcription initiation at RNA polymerase III promoter. Lineage: Eukaryota; Oomycota; Saprolegniomycetes; Saprolegniales; Verrucalvaceae.